AUGGACCUUGCUAUUGAAGCAAUUCAGACAACCUUAUUUACACUUUGGAUAUACGUCUUUGGCGGUAUCCUAAUUUUAGAUUAUUGUCGUAUAUUUAAAUUUUCUUACAUACCAGUGCAUAAAGGAAUUAAUGUGAUUCCGCCUUUGCCGUCACUUGCAAGAAAGGGAAGAAUGAGCUGCUCUACGGAAGGAAAAAAGGAGAGCAACUCAAACAUGGCCAAGGGUGCAUCUUUGGCCGCGGCAGCCAUGACGGUGAUCAUGUCAAGUCCCGCCAUGGCUUUGGUGGACGAGAGAUUGAGCACCGAGGGGAUAGGGUAUCCGUUCGGAUUGAGCAACAACCUUCUUGGUUGGAUCCUCUUUGGGGUGUUUUUUGGUCUCAUUUGGGCAUUCUACUUUAUCUAUACUUCCUCCCUUGAAGAGGAUGAAGAGUCGGGACUGUCCCUCUAAAGCCAAACACCAGUGUUCCUCAAAUGAUGGAGGAAUGUAAAGAUUUCUAGUUCAUUUUUUGUAGUAAAAGCUACCCAUUUAUGGAU
Molecule: messenger RNA, 533 nt
Organism: Pyrus x bretschneideri (Chinese white pear)
Lineage: Eukaryota; Viridiplantae; Streptophyta; Magnoliopsida; Rosales; Rosaceae
Product: photosystem II reaction center W protein, chloroplastic-like
Exons: 3
Coding region: 1-447 (148 amino acids)
Biological process (GO): photosynthesis
Cellular component (GO): chloroplast; photosystem II
Source: RefSeq, a predicted model, not a curated record